This is a messenger RNA of Cherax quadricarinatus, 1983 nucleotides long. Lineage: Eukaryota; Metazoa; Arthropoda; Malacostraca; Decapoda; Parastacidae. The record is from RefSeq and is a predicted model, not a curated record.
AUGUCCAGCACAAGGACAUGCGGCUCUUGGUGUUCGGGACCUGGCAAGAGCCUGGGAAAUGAACGAGAGGAUCCUGAGGUGAAGCGACAGGUCUUCUACCGUGAUGACGUUGACAACCAAUAUGAGGCCUACAAACUGGCAGAUUUGGAACCAGAGGCUCGCCCUACUGGACACCUCCCCAUUGCUCCUCACUACCCUUCCGACCCUCACCAGUCGUCGGUAUACGAACCUCCAGGAUAUGAGCCCAUCGUUUAUGAACCUCCAGUAUAUGAGUCCCCUGCUGACGAACUUACAGUUUAUGAAUCACCGGCUUACGAACCUCCAGUUUAUGAAUCCCCUGCUUAUGAACCAGCAGAGCCUGCCUACAAGCCACCAACCACAACAUACCAAGAACCAGCAUACAAACCCCAGCCUGCCUACAAACCCCAACCUGCCUACAAACCCCAACCUGCCUACAAACCCCAGCCAUCAUACAAGCCACAGCCAGCCUAUAAGCCCAAACCAGCCUACAAGCCAGAGCCAGGGUACCAGGCACCUGGUAAUAAGCCUUACAAAGAUGAAAACCCAAUCCCCGGAGAACCUGGCGUAGAUUAUCCUAUUUACCAUGACAUUCCAUACACCAAGUUCACUUGUGAUGAUGUCCCCUAUCGUCCAGGCAUGUAUGCCAACCAAGAAGCUGGUUGUCAGCUGUACCAUGUGUGCCAUGACAACCGCUAUGGUGCCAAAGGAGCAGAGUUCCUCUGCACCAAUGGUACACUCUUCAACCAAGAAAAAUUUACCUGUGACUGGUGGUACAAUGUUGACUGUUCAAAGGCAACCUCCUUCUAUGAACUGAAUGUGGACCCAGAACACAACCCAUACUACCAGAAACCAUACGAGGGACCACUUCACAUUCCAGCUGACCCUUAUGACAAGCCUGACCCUUACCAGCCAGACUAUCAGCCACCAGCACCCAAGCCUUCAUACAAACCACCACAACCAAGUUACCACAAACCAACCCACAAACCUACCUACCGGAACUAGAAGAGCUGGAUAUACCGUCGUUACAACACUAUUGCAUUUGCACUAGUUAUACACUAUGUAUGUGUGUGUGUGUAUAUAUAUGUUUCCCCAUAGGGGGUAAUAUAGCAUGUGGAAUGGGAGGUAAUCAAACCUGAUUCAAGCAAGUGGAAGAUAAUGCCAUUACCUUGAAUCAUGAACCCUUCACUUGCAUCAAGGAACCACCAUAAAGGGUUUGCACUAGUUAGUGUAACAUCACUUGCCUAUAUGUAGAAGCAAGGUAUUUUUUUUAUAAUUGUAUUUAUUUGACUAAUCUGAAAUAUAUAAUGAUUAAAUUUUAUUUUUAUCUGAAAUCCUGAGAGUUAUGAGCAAUCCCUUGACAUUUACAUUCAUUAUUAUAAUAUUACAUUCACCGAGUCAAGCCCAAAAGUCACUCAGCACUGCAUGGGUGAUAAUGUAAGAGCAAAGUGUGGAAGAAUCAUAAUUGAAGUAAACUGGUUCACUAUUUUCAUGGAGAAGCACUAAACAAGGAGCCAACCGUGCCUUGAGAAACAGGAGGUAAUCACAUUUGAUACAAGGAAAGGAUAGUUCAAUAAUGAGAGGUAGUCAGCUCAUAUACGGUAUAAAAAUAAUGAUCACUAACGCACUGCUUGAAAAAGUCAAAAUGCAACUCCCUAGCAAGUGUGGAAGGGCCUGAACAGCAGUAAGUUUCUGCCUCUAUACCUUUCUUUUUGUUUGUAACAAAUGUGCUUCUGUUACUGUCCAACAACUUAAUAAACUGUGUAACUACCUACUUGCAAGUGUCAAGAGGGGUAAAUUCCCAUUAUUUGGCCAGUUUCUUAGGUUCAAAUGAUUGCCAGGAAUUAACUAUCAUACUUAUUUAAGCCACUAAUUUUUUUCAUGUACUUGGCCAGGUGAAGGCCACACACAGGCAAUAAAUAUGUAAUGUUUAAUCACACAUGGUGAAUAAUGAAGUAAUUUGUU